Messenger RNA from Vanessa tameamea, 2033 nucleotides. RefSeq names its product protein disulfide-isomerase A6 homolog (gene CaBP1). Gene Ontology annotation, molecular function: protein-disulfide reductase activity; protein disulfide isomerase activity. Gene Ontology annotation, cellular component: endoplasmic reticulum lumen. The transcript is spliced from 8 exons. The record is from RefSeq and is a predicted model, not a curated record. NCBI's taxonomy places the organism in Eukaryota, Metazoa, Arthropoda, Insecta, Lepidoptera, Nymphalidae. Gene Ontology annotation, biological process: response to endoplasmic reticulum stress. Bases 160 to 1431 code for a protein of 423 amino acids.
AAUUCUAGUAUCUUGUCUGUGAUAUUUCGGCAAAAAAUAAUUGACGUGUUUGUUUCUCAUAUCAUUUUUCACUGAGUUUUGCUCACGAUUAAACGCUAAGAUCUCAAUUAUUACAGAUUUUUUCAAAUUCUAAUUCUAAGUCGCUAAACUAUUAUAAAAAUGAUGUGUUCACGGUUGUUGGGUGUGAUAUUAUUGAUAACUGGCUCAUAUGCUUUAUACGACUCAUCAUCAGAUGUUGUAGAAUUGACACCAGGUAAUUUUGAAAGACUAGUUAUAAAUUCAGACGAGGUUUGGAUCGUUGAAUUUUUUGCUCCAUGGUGCGGACACUGUAAAAAUCUUGUUCCUGAAUAUAAGAAAGCUGCUCGAGCAUUAAAGGGAAUAGCAAAAGUAGGAGCUGUAGAUGCAGACCAAUACAAAGAUCUGGGUCAAAAAUAUGGAGUUACAGGUUUUCCAACAAUCAAGAUUUUCACUGGAAGCAAACAUACUCCUUACCAGGGACAAAGAACUGCUGAAGCAUUUGUUGAUGCCGCACUUAAAUCUGCAAAGGAAAAGGCAUAUGACAAUCUUGGAAAGAAAGCCAGCAGUUCUUCUGACAAGUCUGAUGUGAUCACACUCACAGACAGCAACUUCAAAGAGCUAGUGUUGGACAGCGAUGAAAUGUGGCUAGUUGAGUUCUAUGCUCCAUGGUGCGGUCAUUGCAAAAACCUCGAACCACACUGGGCUAAAGCGGCCACCGAACUUAAGGGCAAGGUCAAAUUAGGUGCACUUGAUGCGACAGUUCACACAGUUAUGGCAUCUCGCUACCAAGUUCAAGGAUACCCAACCAUUAAGCUGUUCACCUCAGGCAAGAAGACAAGUGACUCUGUAGAAGAUUACAACGGAGGAAGGACUUCCAGCGACAUUGUGACCUGGGCUAUGGAAAAAUUAGCUGAGAAUGUUCCUGCACCAGAAAUUAUUCAGGUGGUAAACUCGGAUACUAUGAAGGCGUGCAGCGAGAAGCCUCUCUGCGUGGUGGCCGUGUUGCCGCACAUCCUGGACUGCGACGCCGCAUGCCGCAACGGAUACCUGACAGUGCUCGCGCGACUCGGGGACAAGUACAAGGCCAAGAUGUGGGGAUGGGUUUGGGCUGAAGCUGGUGCUCAAACAGCAUUAGAGGAGGCUCUCGAACUCGGCGGCUUCGGCUACCCAGCGAUGGCAGUUGUUAAUGCUAAGAAACUCAAGUUUUCAACACUACGAGGUUCCUUCUCCGAGUUGGGAAUUAAUGAAUUCCUUAGGGACCUCUCCUUCGGCCGUGGUCAAACUGCUCCAGUGAAAGGUGCAGAGAUGCCUAAUAUUCUUACAACAGACCCUUGGGAUGGCAAAGACGGAGAACUGCCCCAAGAGGAGGAUAUUGAUCUUUCAGACGUUGACCUUGAGAAGGAUGAACUAUAAGUGCAAUAAAGUGGACAGAGUGAAUUCAAGUGUUUCAAAUGAAAAAAAAACUUUUUUAUAAUUACUCUUAGUAAGUUACACUACUUAAAAUAUAUGUUGUGUGAGUAAAGCUAGUUUUUAUAUAAUGUGAAGUAAUUAUUAAAAUUUUGUACACAAAUGGAUUGAAAUGUAUUACCAAAACUUUAAAUUCCAAUGAUAUGCUGUUUCUGUUUUACAUUGUAAUCAAUUUCCUAACAAAUGUACACAACAAUACUAUCAUCACAUUCCCCAGUUUAUAUCUGUGGUAUGCCAUUAUAGUUGAUAAUCUCACACUCAUUAUAUGACUAUGACAAAUAUUUUUAUGCAUUUUUUACUAGUUUAAGACUGCUGUUGUAAGCUGAUAUAAGAUUAAAAAUCAGUUUUUUAGUUAUUUUGUUUCAAUAUUACUGUCAGAUAGAUCAGACGUGUAUCUGAUAUUUUUAAAUGGCAGUUUAUAUACAUUUAACACUUUAAUAAUUUAUAUGUUAUACAAUAGAUAAUAAAUCUGGUUACAUAUCUUCCACAUUAAUUAAAUUUUGAGUAUUUAAUGUGCCCAGAAUAUUUUAAGAAAAUAAAUUGCUAAU